Molecule: messenger RNA, 924 nt
Organism: Trypanosoma grayi
Lineage: Eukaryota; Euglenozoa; Kinetoplastea; Trypanosomatida; Trypanosomatidae
Product: copper-transporting ATPase-like protein
Exons: 1
Coding region: 1-924 (307 amino acids)
Source: RefSeq, a predicted model, not a curated record
AUGCACAACGCGGAGGCACUCUGCAGCAGUGGACAUGCCCUCUCCGCCUCCGUUGACGUGACGUCAGCGACGCUGCAGCACUUGCGGGAGCAGCAGACGAUGGGUCAUCUUCUUCGACUAGAAGCGUUGAAUUGGGAAUGGCUUGCUUUGUCGGAGAAGUGUUCAAAGUUCCGUCUGGGCUCUAAGCGUGCUGCAAUUGUCGCCGCCAAGCACAGGGAGGCUGCGCUGCGGGCCACACUAUUCGCGAAGAGACUCAGGGAGCUACUCAAUGGUAGUGUGCACAGACACCACCAGCAGGAAUGCACAUUGGAUAACUUUUCCUAUUCCUCAGCGAGCGCCAUUCGUGUAGUAUCUUCACUAACGGAGCUGCAUUCUGCUGAUGCACAGGUGGUGGAGAAACUGCUUGGCCACACGCUUGCUGUUAUUGACAGCAGCCACACCAAAAACAACAAUCAUUUCAGCUACACGACUCUGCACGCAGCCCUGGCACACUGGCUGCAGUCCCACUACCUCGCACGGUACACCACGCAGUACCUCCCAUUGGCUUCAGGCCUUGCUACAACGCAUUUGUCUCUCUCACUUGAAGAGCAAUGCAAGGUAGAAAAGCGGCUCAUGGCACAAGAGGCCCAACAGCGCCAAGAAGAACGCAGGCGUGCACAAGAAGCACGACGCACACAGCUCUCCAUAGCAAAGGAACGUCUAGAGAAAGCUCAGCGCAAUGCUUUUGACCUACGAAAACGAUUAUUCAUUCUGCGCGAAUGGCUUACCGGGCAGCAGCGACUUCCAUCCGGCAAGCUCCUUAACGCUAUUAUGUGCAGCGAAGUAAUUUGUCGCAUUCAAGCCGACGUGGCCGUUGGCGAACUAGAAUUUGUGCUUCAGCUGACGGCAGACAAUGGUAGAGCACUAAAUAACUUUGCAGCCUAG